AUGUACAAGGCAAAAAAGACUUUGUCUGCUUGGGGGAUGAGUUAUGAGAAGAUCCACACAAGCCCCGAUGACUGCAUCUUGUAUAGGAAGGAUUAUGAAGAUUCAACUAAUUAUCCUACUUGUGGUAUCUCAAGGUGGAAGGAAGGCAAAGAUUCAAUCUUGAAAGAAGGUGUGCCAGCAAAGAUGGUAUGGUAUUUUCCGCAAAUUCCUAGGUUUAAAAAGAUGUUUCAAUCACUUAAGAUAGCUAAGAUGUUUCAAUCAUAUGUCUCAUCUAGCGGAUUCCCCGUCUUGAAAACUUCUUGA
Molecule: messenger RNA, 303 nt
Organism: Prunus armeniaca (apricot)
Lineage: Eukaryota; Viridiplantae; Streptophyta; Magnoliopsida; Rosales; Rosaceae
Source: the annotation of a GenBank genome assembly